AAGACAAAUCAGCGAAGACGAUGGCAGCCAAGCUGCUGGAUUCCAUUGCUGAGACACACAAAUACGCUUGGUAGCUGCUACCUACACGUUGUCUCUAGGUAGGGCAUUCAACACGGAUUGUGAUAUAAGCAAACCUAAAAGGAAGUUAGGAACUAGAAGUUCGCACCCACGCUUAUCAGGUUAAGAGAGUUAGAGCAAACCCCGAAAUGGUUUCAAUUAAGCAGGAAGUGCCCUGCUGGGACGAUACCAAAAUGGGUUCCGCAAAGCAGGAACUAACAACGUCCACCUGGGACGAUUCCCACAACAUUGACAUCGACUGGAAUCAGGAUAUCGACAUGCACCUCAUGGAUCUGCCCACGUCGGAGUUCCUGACCUGUGCGGAUGAGUUCGAACAGACAUACGGCAGCGUAGCCUGCGCCGCCAACCUCUGGGAUCAGGCGUCCUCCUCGAAGCUCCAGAUCCGGAACCACGACUGUAUGUGGUCCGGCACGUGCUUCGAUCAGUCGCAUCCCGGAAAAAGCAGCUGCGGAACCAAUCAUGGCCCCGCCAGCACCAACACACAAGAUCAAUCGGAAGUAUCGAGCAAAUUCAGCACCGUCACAGCAGUGGCAGCCGCUAGCCUGAACAACAAUGUCGUUGUCUCCCAGAAACCCAUCUUGACCCCGGCAAACACCUCGGCUCUGAACAUCAACAACAACCUCACAUCGAAACUGGCCACAUUCAAACCACAGACGGCUCAGAUCCCGGCAGGACGGUCACUACUCAUCAACCCCCGGAUCAAGCAACAACAGCAGAUGAACAGAAUACCCACAGUGUCCACGUCAGACUUCCUACGGGACCGGGAAACCGCCGUACCCCUGCACAGACCCGACACGCCCCUCAGCCUAGACGAAGAUCCGCCAGAGUUCAAACACAACAUCGACCUGGCCACCUGCACCAUCGGAUCGAACAGAUUGAGCCUGACCGGAAGCUCCCGGCACUACCGGAACCACCAGAGCCACCACGACGACCCAUCCUCCCAUCGGAUCAUCAACCUGCUCAAGGAACACCUGGAGGACACCGAGUCCGGAAGCUUGCGGACGUGCAUGACUAGCUCGUCCGGCGAGGUCGGCUCGCUCACCGAUCUCCUGCACGAUCUGGAGGAGAUCGAGAGCCGCGACGGCGACGACAGCCACGGCGAAGAGCUGGACUCCGACACCGACUCGAACGCCGACAGCAGUCGAAGUAGUGGCAAAGGCGGCGGCGGCUUAUCCGGUGGCUACACUCACGCCCAUCACCAGGAAAUGAGCCCCUCCUCGUCGUCUUCAUCGUCCUCCUCGUCAUCCUCUCCGGCGUCGUACGAAUACCAGGGAACGCACGUUGGGGACCAUAGUUACACGCGACCCAAAGCCCGGUACAACCUCGCAGAACUCGGCGUGCAGACCCCCACGGAUUCCGAAGACGAAGAGAUCGACGUCGUCUCGAUAGGCGAGAAGAACCUGCCGACGAAUCCCACGCCCCGCGACAAGCGCCACGUCGAGAGCCGGGUGGCCCUCAAGAUCCGUAAGCACCCUCAAGGCCAGCAUCCGUCGCACCAUCACCGGCGCCGCCAUUCGGACGAAGAAUACGCCGCGCACCACCACCACCACGGAAUCUCGGCCGGUUCUAGCCAGGCCAGUCCGAGCAAAUCGUACGGAUACUCGCCCAACUAUCUGACCCCGGCCUCGUCGACGACCAUUUCCGGCGCGAACACGCCGCUGCCCCCGGGCAGCAGUAGUAUAUCGAACCCACGCAAGCGGCCCAGCAAGGAUGACCGCAGCAGCAGCAAGAACCGCCACCACCAGCACCGGAGCAAGAAGCAACGGAUUCCCGGAAAGACGGUGGCCGCCGCCCGCGUUGCGCCGGAAUCGUCCGAAGAGCAGGAAACCCUCGAGAAGCGCAACCUGCACAACGACAUGGAACGCCAGAGGCGAAUCGGCCUGAAGAACCUCUUCGAGGAGCUGAAGCGCCAGAUUCCGAACCUCCGGGACAAGGAACGGGCACCGAAGGUGAACAUCCUGCGCGAAGCGUCCAUCCUCUGCACCCGGCUCAGCCGCGAACAGGAACAGCUGAACGCCCUGCGCAAACAGCAGAACCGCCUGCUGGCCCGAGUCCGGCAACUGCGGACGUCCCUGCAUUCGCAGCGUCGCGUCAUGGAUUAAGCGAGCGUUUUGCGUCGAGUGUAGGCGACGGCGUCGAAAGGGAGAUGCGGAAACCAAUGUGAUUUCAAAAAAAAAAACCGUGCGCGAGCGCGAAAUGGUGCCAAUACUGCGAAUAGGAGAUAGGGAAUAUGUCGAACGGAUCGCGAAUCGGACGGAUAUGGCGGAGCGACCGAGAGAGAAUGAGGGACUGAGUGCUCUGGUUCUAUAUUACGAGCGAGAGAGAGAGAGAAGCGAGGAAGCGAGAGUAAGAACACAUAUUUCACACAAACACACCUUUAGAUUUAGAGUUCGAGAAGCGUUGAGAAAAAUAACCAUUAUAAUUUGUUUUGACAAAAGAAAAAUCUAUCCAAAAAUUAUUAAAUAUAUAUAUGAUCACACUCACAUACACAGAAGAAGAAGAAGAAGAAGAACAAUCCAUUUAAUGUUGUAAAAGUGUGCGACGGCGGCGGUGCGCGAGUGUGUGUGCUUGUGUUUGUGCGUGAAAAUUCGGAAAAAAUACCCUGACGAAGUCGCAUCGAAACGUCGCGUCGUCGGAUCGAGCGAGUGAGCGUGUGGUGAAGCCCAUCCCAGUGUGCCACGGUUUCCCGUGGCAACGGCGUGUGUGUCUGUCUGUAAGUACCUAUGUCACAUACCAAUUACAUAAAAAAAACCUCUUCUUAUUACCGACUCACACAUACACACUUGCACACACACGCACGCACGCACGCACACAACCAGGACAAACCAGGACGUUGUUGUCAAACGCGUGGAAACGCAAAAAAUCCUAAUUUUGAUGAUUAUGAUUAUAUAUUUUGUUUUGUUAUUCAUUACACACGCUAUUCUUCCAAGAGGAAAAACGAAAAAGUCAUUUUUAUAUAACUAUUAUAAACAGAAUAAAA
Messenger RNA from Aedes albopictus (Asian tiger mosquito), 3058 nucleotides. RefSeq names its product myc protein (gene Myc). Gene Ontology annotation, biological process: regulation of transcription by RNA polymerase II. NCBI's taxonomy places the organism in Eukaryota, Metazoa, Arthropoda, Insecta, Diptera, Culicidae. The record is from RefSeq and is a predicted model, not a curated record. Gene Ontology annotation, molecular function: protein dimerization activity; RNA polymerase II cis-regulatory region sequence-specific DNA binding; DNA-binding transcription factor activity, RNA polymerase II-specific. The coding region runs from base 207 to 2180 and encodes 657 amino acids. The transcript is spliced from 3 exons.